CCCUUCUGGUGACCUGCUCUUGCGCCUGGGUGCGGCCCCUUGGGGCGACUGGCCCGGUGCCGACCUGGGGUCCAGCAGUGCACCCGUUUCGGCCGCCCGGGGAGGGGCGCGCGCUUACGAGGUCCCUAUCGGGCUCGCCUCGUGGCCGAGAAGCGCGAGUGACCUGCAGGCCUGAGGCCGGAGACGGGGGCAGCCGUGCGGAGGGACCUGCGGUCUCCUCCCGUCUUGCGCCGGGCGCUCGCAGUGGGGUUCAACUUAAGGAAACGAUAUGGGAGUCCACAGUGGGUUGCGCUUAAGAUUUCAUUUCCGGGUGUGAUGGCCCGGCGAGUAAGAGCGAACCGAAACGUUGCCAUUGCUGAUGAAUGCGAACAGUUGUCAAGCUGCGUCCUUGAUGGUGGGAUCUGCUCAGAGAUUCAUUCUCAUCAGGCUUCUCUUACCUGCCCAUCUCGGGAUAGGGAGCGAAGGGAAUUGUGAAAGGUGCUUCAGUGAAGAAAUGGACCAUUGGGUAUAAUCAUGGAAUCUCCUUGCUAACUAUCACCACCUGCACUCCUUGAUAAGUGAGUGAGAGAGCGUGUCCAGGAGGAGAAGAGGUCAACAUGAAGCUAAAGCAGCGAGUUGUGCUGUUAGCAAUUCUCCUUGUCAUCUUUAUCUUCACCAAAGUUUUCCUGAUUGACAACUUAGAUACUUCAGCUGCCAACCGGGAGGACCAGAGGGCUUUCCACCGAAUGAUGACUGGCUUGCGGAUAGAGCUAGCUCCCAAACUAGACCACACCCUACAGUCUCCCUGGGAGAUUGCAGCCCAGUGGGUGGUUCCCCGGGAAGUGUACCCUGAAGAGACACCAGAGCUGGGGGCUAUCAUGCAUGCCAUGGCCACCAAGAAAAUCAUUAAAGCUGACGUGGGUUAUAAAGGGACACAGCUGAAAGCCUUACUGAUACUUGAAGGAGGACAGAAAGUUGUCUUCAAACCUAAGCGGUAUAGCCGAGACUAUGUGGUAGAAGGGGAACCGUAUGCUGGUUAUGAUAGACACAAUGCAGAGGUAGCAGCCUUUCAUUUGGACAGGAUCCUGGGUUUCCGUCGAGCCCCCUUGGUGGUUGGCAGAUACGUUAAUCUGCGGACAGAGAUCAAGCCUGUUGCCACGGAGCAGCUGUUGAGCACCUUCCUAACUGUAGGAAACAAUACCUGUUUCUAUGGGAAGUGUUAUUACUGCCGAGAGACAGAGCCAGCUUGUGCUGAUGGAGACACAAUGGAGGGAUCUGUGACACUUUGGCUUCCAGAUGUCUGGCCUCUGCAGAAACACCGGCACCCGUGGGGCAGAACUUACCGAGAAGGCAAAUUGGCUAGGUGGGAGUAUGAUGAGAGCUACUGCGAUGCUGUGAAGAAAACAUCCCCUUAUGACUCCGGCCCACGCCUCCUGGACAUCAUUGACACAGCGGUCUUUGAUUACCUGAUUGGCAAUGCAGACCGCCAUCACUAUGAGAGCUUUCAAGAUGACGAAGGCGCUAGUAUGCUCAUCCUUCUUGACAAUGCCAAAAGCUUUGGGAACCCCUCACUGGACGAGAGAAGCAUUCUUGCCCCCCUCUAUCAGUGCUGCAUCAUUCGGGUUUCCACGUGGAACAGACUGAACUACCUAAAGAAUGGUGUACUAAAGUCUGCCUUAAAAUCUGCCAUGGCCCAUGACCCCAUCUCCCCAGUGCUCUCUGAUCCUCACCUGGAUGCCGUUGAGCAGCGGCUCCUGAGUGUUCUGGCCACCGUGAAGCAGUGCACUGACCAGUUUGGAAUGGACAGCGUGCUGGUGGAAGACAGGAUGCCCCUCUCCCACUUGUAAUUCUCAACCAGAAAAAGUGAAACUUGUUUUUACAAAGCUAGAGAAACAGCACAAUCAAUUCCCAGUGGUAUGAGAUGGACUGGAAAUGGCUGUUGAUAAGUUCUGGUGACGGGACAGCAUGGCCUUGGAUGUAUGUCGUGUUUUCAGAAGUAGAAUCUAAAGCAAAACAAGUUUCAGAGCAUGGAGAUAU
Tupaia belangeri chinensis (Chinese tree shrew) is the source of this 2016-nucleotide messenger RNA. It is a transcript of the gene FAM20B, whose product is annotated as FAM20B glycosaminoglycan xylosylkinase. The record is from RefSeq and is a predicted model, not a curated record. The transcript is spliced from 8 exons. The coding region runs from base 597 to 1826 and encodes 409 amino acids. Gene Ontology annotation, cellular component: Golgi apparatus. Gene Ontology annotation, biological process: proteoglycan biosynthetic process. Gene Ontology annotation, molecular function: phosphotransferase activity, alcohol group as acceptor. NCBI's taxonomy places the organism in Eukaryota, Metazoa, Chordata, Mammalia, Scandentia, Tupaiidae.